This is a messenger RNA of Aspergillus bombycis, 4713 nucleotides long. RefSeq names its product WD domain. Gene Ontology annotation, molecular function: transcription factor binding. Gene Ontology annotation, biological process: positive regulation of transcription by RNA polymerase II. The transcript is spliced from 5 exons. NCBI's taxonomy places the organism in Eukaryota, Fungi, Ascomycota, Eurotiomycetes, Eurotiales, Aspergillaceae. The record is from RefSeq and is a predicted model, not a curated record. Gene Ontology annotation, cellular component: nucleus. The coding region runs from base 1 to 4713 and encodes 1570 amino acids.
AUGGUCGAAUUGUCAUGGAGCGCAGCCACGGUUCCGGAUUCACGACCCACGAGGAUGAAGGCAUUGGCGCCGCCGAUUACGUCGGAAGCUGUAACGCCUGAUUUUACUUUCGUGCCGUGCGCCUCGACGGCCUCCCUAUUCCUGUAUGCUGAAGGCUCAGCCAUUGUAUGCCUCCAUCACGAUACUUUGGCCGUCGAGCGACGCUUCGAAAGCCAUACCGACGAUAUUGGAUUUAUAUCGGUAGACAAUGUCAGUGAGCGCGGCGCAGGGAGACUGGUCGUGAGCUAUGAUGUUAGUCAGGCGGCAAUUGUCUGGGAUUUAUUUACGGGGUCAGUGAUCGCAAGGUUCGCAUCCUUCGAGGAGCUCAAAGUGGCCGCUUGGAUGCGCAAUGGCAACGUGGCGUUUGGAAGUGUAAAGGGAGACGUGAUCUUGUUUGAACCAUCGACAUCGGAGCAUAUCUCUUGUCGGACCAUCUUCGACCCUAUCACGGCUUUGGCGCCGUCAUCAGAUUGUCGAACUUACGCCAUUGGCUACCAGAAUGGAUCAAUUCUAAUAACCACUCUUCACCCGACGUUUACCAUAUUGCAUACAAUGAGCACCUCCCGCGGGCCAUCCCGGAUUGUCUCACUGGCAUGGCAUGCAUCAUCGUCAAAGCAAAAGUCGGACAUGCUUGCUACCCUCUCCGCAAAUGGUGAUCUGAGGGUGUGGAGUGUGGCUAAGCCAGCUGGUAAAGAUGCGCCACGGGUAAUCAGGGUUCUGAAGAGGUCAGAUACGUCUUCAUCCUCUGAGCCUAAGUGGAUGGCCUGGUCGAAGAAUGGAAGAAUCGUUCAGUAUCUCGAUGGGGAGACAUGGGCCUGGGAUGUCCGCACUAAACACGUCACUUCGGAGCCAGUUCCGACGAUUGAUAAUCCUCGUGGGUUCGCCAAUUACGGGCCAACAGCCACAUUGUUUACACUAGGGCCUCACCACACUGUGCAGCAGUAUGAUCUUGAGAAUCCGGGAUUAGUCGCUAAUGUACAACAUCUUCCGGGCGGAGCCUUACCAACAUCAGAGGAAACUAGAGCCCGGGGUGCGUCAGCACGCAUGUUACAGGACCCACCGGAGAUGAAGGAAUCUGGCGCCAUGUACGGCACAAGACGAGUUCCGUUUGAUCCGAGUGGAAUCGAGGCUGUACGUCAACAGCGUGCCGAGCUAACUAGCCCAGUCUCCUCUCGAAGUCACGCAGACACCGUGAGUUCAAAGGCAUCCUCGGGGAAGUACCGGAUGGCCCCAUUUUCAUCCCCAAGUAGAUCGGGUCACACCGCUACAUCUUUUUCGCUCACCUCCGCUAGUGGUAGAGACACCCCUCAGGCAUCUGGCGCAUCUUAUGCCUAUGCUUCUUCCGUAUCCAUGUCAUCUAUGAAAAGCUCCCGUGCCGGCUCUCGUUUGCGAAACGAGGUCCAUCCCAGCCCAGCCGAUAAGCCCAUGGAUCUGUUUCCUUUCACACGUGAACGACUCAACGAUGUGCCAUACAGCUGUCAACAACCCCUGGAUGAGUCGCAUCUGACGCCAGACGAUCUCCGUCGUCAAAUGCUGAGCGUGGUCUUUGGUUGGGAAGAUGAUAUUGAUGGAUUAAUUAACGACGAGCUUAGCCGCCACACACCGGGUACUCCAAGCGCUAUUCUACUCGCCCAGUGGCUAGGGGAAUCCGACACGGACGAAAUGGUGUCUAUGCUUAGCGCAGGCCCAGCCUCGACAGCAGAUUGGAUGCUUCUUGCUUUCAGCCAGAUGAGUGGUGAAUCACAAGCCAACAAGGUCGGACAGGCAUUCGCUCAGAAGCUUCUCGAAGUUAGUGACGUGCACACUGCGGCUACAAUUCUGCUGGGGCUUGGCGAUAAGAACGAUGCUAUUGAAGUUUACGUCUCCCAGAGCUACUAUAUGGAAGCUAUCCUGAUGGCGUGCCUGGUAACCCCCACAGAUUGGCAACGUCAAUCAUAUCUCGUUCGCCGCUGGGGGGAGCAUGUCGUCUCACACUCCCAACAGCAGCUAGCAAUACGCUGCUUUAUGUGUACAGGGGUGGAGCCUUCGGGGCCUUGGACCUCUCCGGCCGCACAGCAGGCUGCCUCCUUUGCCGAGAUGAUGUCGGGGAAAUCGCCCGUCACCUCUCCGGAACCUCCAUAUGCCAAUCCGGCAAGUCUUCUACCACCAAGCUCUCAGACAAAGCCUUCCAAUAUCCGACAGGCUAAGAUUCCAGCCCUCAAGCUCAUCACAUCGUUUGACUCGCAACCAAACCAGAGGUUUCGAUUCCCCGGUUUAAAGUCAGAUGAUAGGACACCUACGAAUGCGCCUGGAGUUACGCCCAUUGCUGAAUCUGCUGUAGCCGACUCAGCGUUGUCACCUGGAGGCUUUGGGUCAUACAAAUUGAAUAACAUCCAGAGUCUCAACAAUGCUAUGAGCUCCCGAACAAAUUCUCCCGCCUUUAGCAGAGGGCGCUUGCCUUCCAUCGGGGAAACACCCGUCGACGUGCAACCACCGACCUUUCCAUCCAGCGUUUCCAAGAAGCUCGUUGAUUAUGGCUCAACCUCGGAAAACGAUGACCAAGAGGAUCAGCCUGGUGAUGAGAAAGAAGAUCAGAUUGGCUUACUGCCUUCUGCUACGUACGAUCCAGAUGACGCGUUCAAACCAAGUCCGCAAACUGCAGUACAAGCAAGUUCAGACAAGUUUGCAGGAAUCAAGGGAAUGCCGUCUCCAGCAGUCGGGCUUUUUGAUGCUCUGAAAGUGCGAUCUGACAGUCGCAAUGGGUCUAGAGAUAGGAAGCCCGAUGGACUGCAGCUUCAUUUGCACCCUGCUGUAUACUCUGGUACUGAUGCAGCUGAGCAAUGGGAUAAUGGAGAUUUUAGAAGCCCAGCAUCAACAUUUAAUAGUUUCAGCUCUGCGAAGAGCCCAAGUGUUAGUGGGCGGAGUAUUGAGCAAUACAUUAGCAGCCUUGAAGAGGCGAACUAUCACUCAAAGAAACAUCACAAAUAUCUCUCCAAUGGCGUGGGACGGCGAACUACAGAUGAAACGGCCAGCCAGACAUCAGAAAAACGACACCACCCUAGGAACACGUCCCAGCACGCACGAGGGAGACACGAGAAGAGGUAUAUCCCGCCCGCCAAGCGGUCUCCUUCCUCACCCGUCCCGAUGUCCCACGAAGAGAUAGCCCGCCACCAUGCCGCUCAGGAGAACGACGAUACUCGUCGGACGAAACAGCGUUCAAAGACACGUAGUGCAAGCAGGGCUAGGAAACCACGUUCUCGGAACUCUUCCGAACGUCGGAACAAUCGUUCAUCUAGUCGUCAUACAGCUAAUCGAGUCGGCACCGAGAAACAUGACCGUGGUCGCAGUGCUGACAGAAAGGGCUCCUACGAUAGAUCGCCUUCGCCUCCAUUACCCACGUCUACUACCGACGAUGCUUUUAGGCUAGUGGCUAGUGAUAGAGAACGAAGGUCUCAGCAGCGAAGUAGCAGCCGACUUCCGGAGAAAGGGAAAGUAGAGCUAAGGGCGAGAUCCCGGAGUCGCCAUGAACCUGAGUUCAAGAUGGGGACGGAACACGAACAGUAUGACAUGGGUACAAAUACCCGAGGUCUUGUCGUCGAGAUAGGACCUCAAAGCGACCAGGAUAUGUCGACUGAGGAGAGCCGGGCCAUUCACUCCGCCACUGUACCUCCCGCUGUACCCCACAUUGGGCUAUCCGAACACAGAAGGAAGGAGCUAGCAGCGGCAGAACUGGAGGCAAGACGACUCUCACUCGCACGGAACCCAUCCGCGCCCAACAUACCCUUUCCGGGAGAAUUGCAACAUUGUCGCAACAUCCCAGAAAGCCCACCAUUUUCUGUGAAUUCUUUUGGCCCGCGCACACCUGGUCGGCGGAGAGUUUCAUCGAGCAAAGCAUCUCCAGAAUACCGAAGUAGCUCGGACUCUAACUCAUCGCAGUCCGGGCCAUUUGGGCUUGCCACAACACCCAAGGCUAUGCGACACCCCAAGUAUAACCAGGAGACUGCUCCGUCUGUUCCAAACAUUCCAGAUAGCACUGUUCUGCUGAGUGAUGCCAGGUAUCAGGCAGACGCGGAGAGAAUCGGUCGCUCGAUGUCUGUUCCAGUGCCCGAAAUAAAACAACCCGGGACAGUACCAUCCGACCUACCAAUGCAUCCGCGAUUUAAUCCACGUCUCCCGAGAAGCCGUUCGACCAGCAGAACCCGGAACAUGGGUCAUCGCCGGGAGAGCUCGAGAGAGCAAGGCGGGUACAGCUAUGGAGGCUCUCCAGUGGAUAUCAGCAUCGAGGAGGGAAUCGAGAACGCGAUGGAGCUGAAACAUUACGAAACUCCUCCUAUGUUACCCGAGCUGCAGCACUUGAACGCUCUCCCACCUCCUCCACCUCCUGCCCCUGUGAUGGAUUGUGCGUCCCCACGCGAGUCUUCAGGAACCAUAGACAUUGCUAUCGACAAUGAGAACAUGGGAAAGCUGCUGCCCCGCGCUAUGACAGCCGGACCUGCGGUGUGCAUGGAAACGCAGCCGACUUUAGAUCGCCGCCGAUUGUCCUUUGAGCACAGGCGUGGCAAAAGCGUGAACGAAAGCUUCUCCAGUAAGAUACGCAACCUGGCUCGUAUGGGCAGCGUUAGUCGGGCACCUGACAGUUGGGUUGAAACGCAUUUUCCGUAUGAAAGUAUACCGGUCGCCGACAAUCGCAUUUAG